AUGGUGGUCGCUAGAGGAGGUGGCGGUGGCGGUGGACACGGGGGCGGGGGUGGUCAUGGUGGCGGUCACGGUGGUGGUCACGGCGGCAGAGGAUUUGGUGGUGGUCGUGGUGGAUUUGGUGGCAGAGGAUUUGGCCGCGGAGGUGGCGCCGCCAUUUUUGGACCUGGAUUUGGUAGAUAUUACGGUGGCGGUUAUCGAAGAUAUGGUCGGAGAGCGCCCGUUGUCGUUGGUGGAGUGGGAGUUGUAGAGUAUGCACCUUACGCGCGGCCCUACUGUUAUUACCAUCCUUGGGCGUGUUAUGACAACUACUACUAA
Bactrocera oleae (olive fruit fly) is the source of this 315-nucleotide messenger RNA. NCBI's taxonomy places the organism in Eukaryota, Metazoa, Arthropoda, Insecta, Diptera, Tephritidae. The record is from RefSeq and is a predicted model, not a curated record.